AUGCCAAAUAAUAAUGAAUCAGGUCAACUUUCGAGUAUUGAUGCAAGAGAUACAUCAAUGAGCUCAAGAGGAACAGGUCAUGUAUGUGAUUUGUCCAAUUACCAUUUCCUAAAGAAUCUUCGUGUUCAAUACGAUUGGCAACAAUACAAAGGUGUAGAUACAGAUUGUUUCUGGUUAUCAUUUCAAAAGGAUUUCAAACAUACAACAAAUGAUUCAAUUCGUACAACAAAGGAAUCAAAUAACAACAACAACAACAAUGAUAGUUCAUUAUUCAAGUUUGAAUCUGAACAUGGUUUUAAAUUAAAUGUUGAAAAUGAUGAUCCAAAUCAUAUUAAAGCAAGUUGUGAAAAUUAUGCAGUUGAUAUUUAUGCACCAAAUAGAAUUCUUAAACUUGGAAAUAGAAGAAUCAUAUCAAUGGGUGUAUCACCAGAUGGCGAUCUUGGUGUUUAUGGUGCUACCGAUGGUAUAUUGGAAAUUUUUGAAACUUCUGAUGGUCAAGUUAGAAGAAAACUUGAAGGACAUGUAGGAGAUGUAGAUGUAGCAACCUUUUUCCCAAGUGGAAAGGUUAUAUUGAGCGGAGCUAGUGAUGCUAGAUUAAAGAUUUGGGAUGCCAUUGAAGGUAAUUGUGCAGCUACAUUGUUGGGUCAUCACGCCGGUAUUACAUGUGCCGACUUUGUAGACAGAGGUAGAAAUAUUGUUUCAACAUCAAGAGAUGGUACCAGUAGACUAUGGGAUGUACCAAGUCAAUCAUGUAUUGCAGUACUGUCGCAAUACGAUAGACCCAUCAAUGGAUGUUAUGUAACAUCUGCCACCCUAUCAGACCACACUCCAUCCACCAAGGAAAAGGAUUCACGUGAGUAUGGAACCGAUGGAAAGUCUGUCAUCACUGCCAACGAAGAAGGUUUCAUGGUUGCUCUAGAUCUAAGAUCACAUGAACAAAUUGCUAAAAUAUCAGUUCCUGCUCAUAAAUCUGCUUUCAAUUCUUGUACCGUCCUUAAAGAUUCAAUUUUUGGUGGUGAUCAUGAUGGUCAUAUUUUCCAAUUUGAUAGAAGAAAAUUAGAUGAGGUAUUAUCAAUUUUCCAAUUUACAAAAUCACCAAUUCAUCAUCUUAAACAUUCAAUGAUACCAGAUUCACCAAAUAAACUUUGGGCAAGUUCUGGUGAUGGAUGUGUUUAUCUUUUGGAUAUUGAUUCUCAGACCAUUUGUAAAUCAUUGUCUGGUAUUGAUACUGAUGUUGUUACAUCUGUAAACAUUAUUAAUAAUCAAGCAUUUACUUCAACUCGUGAUUCAUUUGUUAGAUGUUAUCAAUUUUAA
This is a messenger RNA of Cavenderia fasciculata, 1314 nucleotides long. Its product is annotated as Putative WD40 repeat protein. The transcript has 5 exons. Lineage: Eukaryota; Evosea; Eumycetozoa; Acytosteliales; Cavenderiaceae. Bases 1 to 1314 code for a protein of 437 amino acids. The record is from RefSeq and is a predicted model, not a curated record. Gene Ontology annotation, molecular function: protein binding.